Messenger RNA from Oncorhynchus nerka (sockeye salmon), 4344 nucleotides. RefSeq names its product phospholipase D1-like. The record is from RefSeq and is a predicted model, not a curated record. Bases 194 to 3391 code for a protein of 1065 amino acids. NCBI's taxonomy places the organism in Eukaryota, Metazoa, Chordata, Actinopteri, Salmoniformes, Salmonidae. The transcript has 26 exons. Gene Ontology annotation, cellular component: intracellular membrane-bounded organelle; plasma membrane region. Gene Ontology annotation, molecular function: D-type glycerophospholipase activity; phosphatidylinositol binding. Gene Ontology annotation, biological process: phosphatidic acid biosynthetic process; phospholipid catabolic process; regulation of vesicle-mediated transport.
UUCGUUCACAUACACUCUGUUAUACAAGAGGAACGGUACACUGAGUGUGUAUAGGGUGUGUAGAGUGUGUGUAUGUUUGUAGUGUGUGCACAUGUGUGUGUUUAGUCUACUCAGUAGUCUAGAAGAGGGACAAAUCAAAAUGAGGACAGGAGCAGGAGCAGGUGUGCCCUGUUCUGAGGGCUGAGAGCUAGGCAUGCUGGAUAAAGACCCCGCCACCACCAGCAGCCUUCAACUGACGACCUCUGACCCCUCUGACAUUGCUGUGGAACCCGGUGACAUCACAGACGGCCUCGGCAUCAGCAGGAAGAUGUCGGACGUAGUUGAGAGUUUGGACACCAGAGAGUUGGACAUGGGAGAUGGAGAGGAGACUGACAAUGACCCUAUCACCAUAGGGGACAGUCGUAUAGGGUUCAGUGCUGUGUAUCACACCGUGGGUUUUAAGGAGUCUGAAGCCAGGGUCUAUCUCCCUACUGUCCCCAUCACUGCUAAGAUACUGGAGGUGGAGAGGUUCAACACAGCCCAGGACAGGUUCAACAUCACGGCACAGAGGAGUGUCAACAAGAGUCAGCCUGCAGUGUUUAAGAUUGAGCUGAGACAUGGAGAGUUCAGCUGGGUGGUCAAGAGAAAGGAGAAACACUUCAUGGACCUCCACAGAGAACUGGUCCGAUACAAGAUGUUCAUGAGGGUGCCGCUACCCUCCCGCAGCCACACAACGAGGAGGAGGACAAUGAAGAAGAGUGAAGCCAGACAUAUGCCGGAGCUACCCCGUGGCGGAGAUGAGUUGGCACAAGACGAACAGGUCUACAGCAGAAGGAAACAGCUGGAAGAUUAUCUGAACAAGCUGCUAAGGAUGGCCAUGUACAGGAAAUACUACCACACUAUGGAGUUUAUAGACGUCAGCCAGAUGUCCUUCAUCCAUGACCUGGGACCUAAAGGACUGGAGGGGAUGAUACACAAGCGUUCCGGAGGUCAUCGUAUCCCAGGCUUGAACUGCUGUGGUCACAGUGAAGUCUGCUACCGCUGGUCUAAACGCUGGUUGGUGAUGAAGGAUUCGUUCCUCUUCUACAUGAAGCCAGACUCAGGAGCCAUUUCCUUUGUUCUCCUGUUGGACAAAGAGUUCAGCGUCAAAAUGGACUCCAAAGACACCGAGACCAAAUACGGAGUACGCAUCGACAGCCUCUCCAGGUGCCUUGUACUGAAGUUGAACAGCUACAGACAUGCUCGGUGGUGGGGCCAGGCGAUAGAAGACUUUGUCCGUAAACACGGGAGGGCGUUUCUACGAGACCAUCGAUUUGGUUCCUUUGCUCAGGAGGAGCAGAACAUCCCUGCCAAAUGGUAUGUGAAUGGGAAGACCUACAUGGAGGAUGUAGCUGAUGCUCUGGAAGAAGCUAAAGAAGAGAUCUUCAUCACUGACUGGUGGUUGAGUCCAGAGAUCUUCCUGAAGAGGCCAGUUGUGGAGGGAAACAAAUGGAGACUGGACUGCAUCCUCAAACGCAAAGCGGUGACAACAGGGGUUCAUAUCUUUGUGAUGCUCUAUAAGGAGGUGGAGCUAGCUCUGGGCAUCAACAGUGAAUACAGCAAGAGAACACUAAUGCACCUGCACCCCAACAUUAAGGUGAUGCGCCACCCGGACCAUGUGUCGUCGUCUGUCUACCUGUGGGCGCAUCACGAGAAGAUCAUCAUCAUCGACCAAUCGGUGGCCUUCGUUGGCGGGAUCGACCUGGCGUAUGGUCGCUGGGACGACCGAGAGCAUCGCCUGACAGAUGUGGGGAGUGUGACACGCUCUGUUGCCCUGGAGAUGGAGCAGUCUCAGAGCUCUGCCCACCAUCCCUCCAGUAGGGGAGUGUCCUCUACUGAUGGUGCUGCCAAUAGCAACGGAGGCAACCAAUCACUGCCUGGCAACCCAGGGGUGGAGCUUCCGCGGCUGAAGGGGAUUGGUCGAACCAGGAGGAUGCACUUCUCCCUGGUCAAACACCUCCACAAACACACUCUGCAGCAUGCAGACAGCAUCAGCUCCUUGGACAGCGCUGGCAGUGGUUCAGUGCGGAGCCUCCAGACAGGUGUAGGAGAGCUGAGGGGUAACACCAGGUUUUGGCAUGGAAAAGACUACUGCAACUUUGUCUACAAGGACUGGAUACAGCUGGAGAAACCCUUUGAUGACUUCAUUGACAGGUACACCACUCCCAGGAUGCCGUGGCAUGACAUCUCCUCUGUGGUCCAUGGGAAAGCUGCCAGGGACGUGGCCAGACACUUCAUACAGCGCUGGAACUUCUGUAAGAUAAUGAAGCCUAAGUAUCAUUCUCUCUCCUACCCGUACCUCCUGCCCAAGUCUCACAGCAGUGCCAGCGAGCUGAGGUACCAGGUGCCCGACUGUGUUCCCACUAGAGUACAGGUGUUGCGGUCAGCAGCUGACUGGUCAGCAGGUAUUAAGUAUCAUGAGGAGUCCAUCCACAACGCCUACCUCCAGACUAUCGCCAGGAGCAAGCACUUCAUCUACAUAGAGAACCAGUUUUUCAUCAGUUGUUCUGACAACAAGAUGGUCUACAACAAGAUCGGAGAAGCGCUCAUCGAGAGGAUCCUCAGAGCUCACAAGGAGGGCAAGAAGUUCCGUGUGUACGUGGUGACUCCACUACUUCCUGGGUUUGAAGGUGACAUCACAACAGGGGGAGGAAACGCCCUUCAGGCCGUCAUGCACUUCAACUACAGGACCAUGAUCAGAGGUGAAUACUCCAUCAUCUCCCAGCUGAAGAAAGAAAUGGAUGAACUACAGUGGAUGAACUACAUCUCGUUCUGUGGUCUGAGGACCCACGCUGAGCUGGAGGGACGCCUGGUCACAGAGCUCGUCUACGUCCACAGCAAGAUGCUCAUCGCAGACGACAACACCGUCAUCAUCGGUUCGGCCAACAUCAACGACCGCAGCAUGUUGGGGAAGCGUGACAGCGAGGUGGCGGUGAUCAUUGAGGACUCUGAGACCAUUACCGCGGUGAUGGACGGACAUGAGUACCAGGCUGGACGCUACGCACUGGCGCUUCGUCUAGAGUGCUUCAGAACUGUCCUUGGAGCCCAUAUGGACACGACCAUAGAUGUGUCUGACCCUAUCUCUGACCACUUCUAUAAGGAUGUCUGGAUGACCACCGCUGGACGCAACGCAACCAUCUAUGAGAAGGUGUUCCGGUGCCUGCCGUCCUCCCUGGUUCGUAACAUGUCUGAGUUAGAGAGUUACCAGACGAACCCAGGCCUGGCCCAGUCUGACCCAGGUAAAGCCCAGGAGGAGCUAAGGAGGAUCAGAGGGUUCCUGGUUCAAUUCCCUCUGGACUUCCUCUCAGAACAGAACCUAAUGCCUUCUGUUGGGACCAAGGAGGGCAUGGUGCCUACUGAGAUCUGGACCUAGAGGACUAGAUACACACACACACUCAGGACUAGCCACACACACACACACACACACAGGACAAGACACACACACUCAGGACUAGCCACACACACACACACACAGACACACAGGACAAGACACACACACACACAGACCACUGCAUUGAACUGUGGAUCUUUAGACUGAUCUCUGGACCUCCAGCUGAUAGCUGACAACUUAAACCACAAACAUGGAGGACCAUGAUGCCGCUUGGCCUGUCACAUCCACAACUCAGCCAAUGAGACUGAUUGCCACGCGGACUAGUGAGGAAGUAAUCAGGAGGACACAACGCUACAGGAUAUUCAGAUAGAAAUAUAUUGUGUAGAACAGAUCAUCACCUCUCAUCAUGUAGGAUAGGAACCUGGUUAGCUCCACAUGAAUAUAUUUCUAUCUGCAAAUGUAUAGGUUUAGAAUGUUUCACCUGACUGAAUACACCUGAAAAUGGGUGAAGAAAAUGAGCACUUCAGUUCAAGUAGAACCUCCUUCAUUUCUAAAUGUUUUGUCCUGUUUUGUGCCUUCUGAACGCGACCCUGGACACUCUCCUAUGCCUGUCGCAUGUUCGUAUGGUCGUAGAACUACGUAAGCUUACAUACUGUCUUUAGCUGUGGGGCCUAAAGUUCAGUUUUUUUCUUUCUUUUCUAGAAUAGAGGUUGCCUUUGAGAAGAAGACAUGUAAAUGUUUACAAUCUAAACAUGGAAUUGUUCUGUAAAAUCGUAAUUGUAAAACGAGGCUUUUAACGCUCGUCACGAAUGUUAAGUGAAGCACAAAAUGUCACUAUAAACACUCACUGAAUUUCAGCAUGAAUCACAACUACCUACAGCCUUCUGCCUUUAAUACACCUGCUGUUCUAUCACACCUUGUAUGUAUUUGUAUUGCCUGUUGUAUAAAUAAUGUAUCAUAUUGCCUAUUAUAUAAUUAAAUCAUCAAUCCCAUGA